AUGGUUAAGUGGCCUGAGGAGUUGCGUAUUAAUCUGAUCAUGCCAAUUGCAGCCAAGUCUCCCCCUUGUCUGCGGAAGUUGGGCAGCACUGAUAAUAUUGCAGCCCUGAAAAACUUGGAAGAAACCCAGGGAGAUGAGGGUGUUGGCCCUUGGGGAACGAGUGUCCUUAAGACAGGGCAGUUGCAGCCCAUAUUGGAUCAAGGCACUGAUGAUGGCUGUUUUGCUACAUCAGACUCAGGAGCCCAUGAAAUACCCUUUAGCUCCAGGGAAACUACUCCUGACCAUGCCCAGGCCCGACUUGAUAAUAUACUCCAGGAGAUCCAGGAGCUCUGGGAAAACAAAGACCAGAUUGAGCAAAGCUUUGAAAACUUAAAAAAACACCACCAAAAAGAAUACACUGCAAUUGAGGAGGCCCUACAAGAGGAGCGAUACAGGAGUGAACGUUUAGAAGAACGGCUCAAUGACUUGAUAGAACUGCACCAGAGUGAAAUCUUAAACUUGAAAGAGGAACUAGCAAGCAUGGAAGGGAAGCCUGUCUUUCAGUCUAACAAAGAAGCAACAGAUCUUCAUGAGUCGCUGGAGGCCUGCCAGACUCGUCUGUUCAAGGUAGAGCAGCAGCAGCUGCAGGCAGUGCAGCUUGAUGGUUUGGAGAAGGCCACAGCACGGACUGUUCCCGGAAAAUGUAUCAAUGUGCUGCUGGCUGUUAUGGCAGCCAUUUUGGUCUUUGUGUCCACAGUGGCUAACUGUAUUAUGUUCUUGAUAACAUGCAGCAGGAUGCUUUUCACAGUGCUUUUUGUAGUCUUUUUUGUCUUGCUGUUGAGGUACUGGAAUACCAUUUUAGACUAUCCAAAAUACUUUUUCUGCACUCCCGCAGAGCCAGAGAAAGGAUUCAAAUAAAACAUAUUGACUUGA
Molecule: messenger RNA, 912 nt
Organism: Eleginops maclovinus (Patagonian blennie)
Lineage: Eukaryota; Metazoa; Chordata; Actinopteri; Perciformes; Eleginopidae
Product: transmembrane and coiled-coil domains protein 1-like
Cellular component (GO): endomembrane system
Source: RefSeq, a predicted model, not a curated record